Molecule: messenger RNA, 4854 nt
Organism: Dufourea novaeangliae
Lineage: Eukaryota; Metazoa; Arthropoda; Insecta; Hymenoptera; Halictidae
Gene: cnn
Product: centrosomin
Exons: 15
Coding region: 147-4310 (1387 amino acids)
Biological process (GO): negative regulation of centriole replication; chromosome segregation; positive regulation of DNA-templated transcription
Cellular component (GO): microtubule plus-end; perinuclear region of cytoplasm; mitotic spindle pole
Molecular function (GO): gamma-tubulin binding; protein kinase binding; transcription cis-regulatory region binding
Source: RefSeq, a predicted model, not a curated record
ACUGCUGUUAUCGUUGUUGUUAUUGUUAUUCUUUUUGUACUGUUUCGUUUGUAAGCUCGUUUUGUACAUUAUAUACCGUGACUGAAAGGGGGGAGGACUCUUUGAUUAGUGGUACUUUGUACUGGCGUUAUUUUUAAACGCAACCGAUGAGGAACAAUUACCGCAAUAUGUUUUUCGCUGGCUACGGAUAUUCCAAUCAACAUCAGAACAGCCCACCGUCGCCGGCCAGGGCUAGCGUAUGGGGUGGCGUUUACAGCCCGUUUCGAAAUACCAACAUGUCACUACAAGACAUUACAAUGAAUUCAACGAUGCAAAUGACGAAUGGUACAAAUGCAAGGUCACCUGGCAAAACCUCCCCGGCGGGGGUGAUGGGAACCAGGGACAGAGGGGGUAGAACAAUGAAGGAUUACGAGGACCAAUUAGAAGCUCUCAAAAAGGAGAAUUUCAAUCUAAAACUACGGAUCUAUUUUCUGGAGGAACGAAUGGGCAUUACGUCGGUAGAUGAAAAUGCGAUAAAGAAGAAUAUUGAAUUGAAGGUCGAAAAUGAAUCACUGAGAAAAGAAUUGGUUGAGAAGCAGGAACUUCUCAGUCAAGCGGCCAAGGCGAUUCAAUUAAUUGAAGAGCAGAAAGAAAUAUGCUCGCGGAAUGAGGCUCAGUACCAGCAGUCGCUGGAGAACGAACGGGAGAAGGUCCGAAAACUUGAGAAAGAAUUAGCGGAAUACCAAGAAAAGGCAGAUGCGUCCUUAUACUACAAGCAGGCAUUCGGGAUCACGUCGGAAAAGGCAGUGGAUACCGAGGAGAAAUUGCGACAAAUGGAAGAACUUGUCGCGUCCCUGGAGGCCGAGGUGGAGCAGGUGACGAGCAGCUUGAACGAGGAACGUAACUGGACACAGGAACUCGAGACCGAGAGGGAUGAGCUCAGGGAACGUUUGGAGGCGGAGACGCGUUUAAGAGAAAACUUGGCCGCUGAGAGGGUACAGGACACAGAGGCCCUGCGCGAGAAAGUCAAAGAACUGGAGGAAGAUCUUCUGAAAAAGGACAUCGACGUUCAGAAGUGCCGAAACGAUUUGGUCGAGACGAGACGAGUUACUAAAGAACUUAACGCACAGCUGGAGAGCAAGUGUCAGGCGUUCGACGAGCUGAACGAAGUUGCGGAGAAACGAAAGAAACAAGUCGAUCAGCUAAGGGUGUCUAUAAAAACUAGAGACGACGCCCUCACGGACCUUAAUAACAAGAAUCGUACACUGCUUUCUCAGUUCGAGAAUGGUUACGCCAAACGAUCAGUACUCGCCAGUUCGUCGACGACAAAAUCAAUUGAAGACCCGUUACAGUCGAGGCUAGGCCAGAAGAUAACCAGCGCCGAAGCUGUGACGAAGAGAGAAAACACUUGUCUCGAUUGGGAACCGAACAGAGAAAGGUCAUCGAGAGCGAAAUCACCAACUGAUACCCUCUCCGGAGAGACGAGAUCCGUAAGAGACCUGAAGAAGGAUCUAGAAGAGAAAGAUACCGAAAUAAAACGUCGUCAGGAAAAGAAUAAGCAACUGGUACUGAAACUGUGCAACAUGCAAAAGCAUCUAGAAACUGUAGAUUAUAAACUGAAGAAGCUAGAAAGUGACCACGAGAAGGCGCUCAAGACCAUCCAAGGCUUUAUGGAAAGACAACAGCAGUUGGAAAGCAGCAAGCUAAUGAAGGAACAGAAGAUCAUGGAACUGGAAAUCGAGCUGAGUCGACUACGGGAGGGCGAAAGCUCGAAGCCAGGAAGGGACAGAUGGGACGAGCGUGAUCCCAGCAAUCAGCAACGAUUCGACGAAAUGGAAGCGAAAAUAAACGACCUACGAGACCAAAUAGCGACGAUCAAGGCCGAGAAGAGUCGUUUGGAGACGCAGAUACAAGUUGAAUCGCAGGAGCUGCUAGGCCGCUUACAAGACAGGGAGCAAAAGAUCGAAAUCCUAGAAAUCGAGAAGCAGACGAUAAAAGAGCAGUUAGAUGACAAGGUUAUUGAACUCGAGAAGCUGAAAGAAGCCACGAAAAACGAGCCUGACGAGUGUGUGCCCGAACGGGAGGACCUUACGCGCAAGAUAGAACUCCAAGACAAUGUGAUCGAGGAGAAGAACCGAAAGAUCGAGCAGCUGACGAAGGAGCUGCAAGUGAAAACGCAGAAUCUCCAGAAGCUGGUGAACACCGAGCUAUGGAGCAAGAACAAAGAGAUCGCGAAGCUCCACAACCACAUGACCGCGAACAAUGGCCACGAGAGGAGCCGAAACAAAUCGGACAUCGUGCACGAAAGCGCCAGCACGCAGCUGUCGACGCUUAUCAAAGAGUUGAACGACAUUGGUAUAAAGGUGACGUUUACCAAUGAGGUGAUACAAUUGAACUACGUCGACGGGAACGAGCCCAUAGACGUGAAAACGAUGACAGACUACGUACAGAAGCUGUUGAUACAGAAAAACGAGUUGGAGAAACAGGUCGAUUACCUAAAAUGGCUGAAGCUUGUCUCCAGACCGGACAUCGCCACGGAGAUCGAUGGAUACGGGGACAAUGAAACGGAGAGAGCCAGAAAAUACUGCGAAUUAUUGCGUACGCAUUUGAAGGACCUGGUGAAGUUCAUGAAGGAGAUGUUGAAGAACGUCGAUCACGCGGACCCAUUUGGUAACGAGCGCAAAAAGAUCGUUCUCGAUGUUCUGACCAAUUCGAAGAUACUGUCCGACGAUUUCUUAAACGCCCUCGAGGGAAUUUCGACCAACGAUAUACCGUUUAGUCUCGAAGGAACGAGCGUGAGAUCGAUCGAUGGCUCGGUGAAGAAGAGCCGAUCCGAGAAUAUGCUCAGUGCUACGAAAAAUCAAGCAUCCACGCAAUCAGAUUCGGAGGCGUUCUCGGAACCGGAUAGGACCGUUUCUAUGGCCAGGAUCGGGCUACAGGAGACGCAGCAGAAAUCUUUGAGUCGACCGAGGUUCUCCAAAUAUACAAAAACGUUCAGCGAUUCCGAGGAGUCUCUGGAAUACGUGCCUUAUCACAAGACUUAUCAGAACGAUUUGAACGACACGGAGGCGAGCAACCAGAUCCAGGAACUGAAAGAGACGAACGCUUACCUGUACUCCGAGCUCAGUGCCCUUAGGAAUGAACUGACCGCCAAGAUUUCAGUCGAUUGUGUAUUCGAUGAAAAAAUAUCCCCGUUGAUCAUCAAACUGGAAAAAUCGCAGAAAUUCUGCGAGAGAUUACAGAUUUCGCUAGAAAGGAGGAUGCACGAGGUUCACACGCUGAAGAAGGAAAACAAACAGAACAACAUGCGCAGAACACAAUUAGAAAAAAAGCUGGUCGAUCUGGAGAGCAUGGCCGCGGAAAUGACCAAGCAGAAAGCGGAGUUGUUGCACUACAAGGAAAAUGCGGAAAGAAAAGCAACAGAUAUGCUCAUUACGCUUAACAGGGAGAACGACAUGUUGAGAACGCGAAUCAAGAAAUUGGAAGAUGAAAAUGAAACGGCUAAGACAAACAUAACAGGGUUAACGAAAGAGCUCGACCAUCUAACUCUUUCACACAGUGAAAUUCUUGUGGAGAACACGAAACUGACCAACGACAAACUACGCUUGGAGCAGGAAAUUAGAAAAAUGGAAAGCAGAUGUGACGUGACUGUUCGCAGCAUGCAUGAUAAAUUUAACAAAGAGAUCUUGGAUCUCAAUCAAAUCAACGAGUCGCAUAGAGUUCGACUGCAGGAAUUGGAAGUGACUAAUAAGGAACUACGUAGGCACGUUGCAGUUUAUGAUGCAAGCGACUCAGCGCCAAGCUCAAGUGGCGUAUCCUCUAUACCUACGGACGGUAUACUCAAGCAAACUUGCGAGGACAUCAUGCAAGAGUAUCAAUCGUAUAACAAUUCGCAGUAUUGGUUUCCCGUGAAUUAUCCAACGCUCGGUGGACGCAGCAAAUCGAGCUGUUCGCCAGAUUUAGGGAUUGAAAGUGAUGCGGCUUUGUCGACCAUGAGGCCGUUAAAAGACACUUUGAAAAUCACAGAGUCGAUGACCAAUCUCUUGAGCGAUGAAGACAAUAGCAACGGUAACGGGCCAGGUCGAAACGCGGAUAGCGAGAGUCCGUUGCCGAUAGAAGGUUUAGACGAAGUAGAAGCCUUAAAGCAGGAGAACGAAACGUUAAAGAGAAGGCUGAUGAAAACAAGAAGAGCAUUGGAGGACACUUUCCAGCAUUUGUCUGCGUCCAAUAAGAACAAGAAGAACGUCGAGAAGGCGAUAACGAAGCAAUUGCAAAUUACCAAAAGUAUUCUAAAGAAGACAAGGACAUACGAGGAACCCUUGGACAACUGACAGAGAUGGGGAGGCUAAGACGAGCAAAGAAGGAUCUUCCGCACAGAAAAGAGAAUAUAAGAGUCGCGCGUUUAAUAUCGUGGAAAUAAACACCACCGUUUAUUUUUUAUAAUCACGCCUUUACGGUAUCUUUACCGUUCACUUUUUUAAUGCCUCGAACAAAUCAUAUCCAACCAAGGCGUGGCUGUUAUAUCUUGUAUAAAAUUACGAAAAAGUAUUUUUCAUACACUCGCGUAACGUCGAUGCUAAUACGUGUACACGUAAAUACGAGACGAUAAAUCAAAAUGAAUACUCCUCGAAAUAAGGCGUAACUGUACAUUGCGAAUUUUGUAUAUAAUCGUGUAAGUGUUCUGUCAAGACCCUUUGUAGAUUGUUUCUCCUUUUCCGACGAUAUACGCGAUCUUCCGGCCGAAACCGAAACUGUCCUUUCGUCGUAUCUCGUUUUCUCGACGACAGAAAUUCGCCCGCGUGUACAUACGACCACCGAUGUAUCAUUACACAGCAUCUGUACAUAGUCUUCACCAAUAAAGUGCCAUUAACAUUU